Molecule: messenger RNA, 1571 nt
Organism: Paramacrobiotus metropolitanus
Lineage: Eukaryota; Metazoa; Tardigrada; Eutardigrada; Parachela; Macrobiotidae
Product: ectonucleotide pyrophosphatase/phosphodiesterase C27A7.3-like
Exons: 3
Coding region: 33-587 (184 amino acids)
Source: RefSeq, a predicted model, not a curated record
CCCGGGUAGCAGUUAAAGCAUCAUUGCACGGAAUGCCUCUUGAUCUGGAAGCUGACCCGACAACGAUUGCGCAGAAUGGAAAUAAUCUGCACGAUCACAUUUAUCCCGACUCGAGAUAUCGAAAGCAAAGGCGAAAGUGGAAAAAACUUAUGUCUGUAAUCACAGCCUGUGCAGUUUUCCUUUCUGUUGGACUAAUAAUCGGACUGUACAUCCCUCGCGAGUCUGCAGCUCUCUUAUUGGAGCGAAAUGAAAUUUCAGGAGAACCUUCUAUCACCGUGACAUCCGCUGGUAGCAUCACUUCGUGGAGGCAAGCACCAUGCAGGGCACCGGAUAAUAGCCAAUGUCCUAAAGGUUAUCGAGAGCGACCUCCGUUGUUGGUCGUGUCAACCGAUGGAUUUCGCGCGGAAUAUUUGUCGCGGCACCUCACGCCCGCACUGGAGCGUAUUCGCUCCUGUGGAGUGUCAGCUCCGUCGAUGCGACCCACCCAUCCGGCCAUCACCUUCCCCAAUCACUACAGCCUUGCCACGGGCCUCUUCGCCGAAUCUCACGGAAUUGUGGACAAAUUAUGUUCUACGAUCCCGUCUUAAAGGCGCAGUUUAACUACAAGAGUUCGGAAAUUAUCGAACAGUCACGCUGGUGGAAGGGUGAACCGAUAUGGGUAACGGCGAGAAAGCAGGGAAAACGCGCGAAUGCUUAUUUCUGGGCGGGGUCGGAGGUAUGCCUGAUUUUUGGCAGUCCUUUUAUGUUUAAUACUUAGGUAUUCUUUUUUUUAUUACAAUUAAAGCCAACCUGCUCGCAACGGAGCUAACAACUACAUGCCGCACAUGACAACAGCAGUGAAAAUUACUAAACCUGAUUGAUGUCCAGUUUUUUCCCACAUUGUUGUUCGAACAGUUAUGACACCAUGUUAGUUGACUGUUAUUUCAUGCAGGACGCUAUUGGUCUCAUCAGCUGCAUUCUCGUCUUCGCAGAACUGGCCAGUAAUAAUAAUACGAGUUUUACCUGCGCGAUCACCUCCAACAUAACCUCAGGAUAGGUUUUUUGAUGGCGUUCAUGGUAGGUAUCAACGCGAACUUUUGUUAUCUGUGUAUGACCAUGCACAUAGUCUUAUUUCAGGGUUUUAAUGUGCAGUCGUACGAGUUGACAGACUGUGAAGUUUGUCCAGUUAUAAAGUAUAAUAUAUAAGCCGUAUUUCCUCAGGUUUAAAGAGCACGGUGGGGCGUGGCCCGUGCGCGAACACUGCCUGGUUAUGGUUACUUUGAUUUCGACGGGGCCGGGAAAGCCGUGCUUGCGGCACGGCUCUGGAGCGUUUCUCAAACCUGAGAAAGAAAUUAUUCCAUGACACUCUGUCUACUCGUAUUAUUUUUUCCGGUCUCGAAUGGAAAAGACCGUUUGGGCAUAUUCAAGUCCUUGGUAAUGUAGAAAUGACGGCUGGGCAUCUAUGCGUGCGCACUUGUGGUUCUUCUUACCCUACACCUUUAGCAAGCCAUUAUCACUUUCGUUUGAAUUGUUUAAAAUCCAAUAAGAAGACGAUGUCGUGAACAAUGCGCCAUGCAAUGAAGCACCCAUGC